AUGGGCAAUGAAGGCGACAAGGUUCACCAGGAACGAUGCCAUAAGGCAGACUCACAAUCUAGACACAAUUGACGAAGUGUUCCAUGCGGCAAGUGGGCGCUUCGCCAACUCCUUGGUUAGCCAUGUCAAUCCGGAGGCUCGGAAACUAUUACUGCAGCCGUAUGAGCCACAGCGAUUGCAGAGGCCACGAUAUCUGCAACAGCUGCUCCAACACUUCCGCCCGCUGCAGCCUCAAAAUCAGGAUCGGAGCAGCCAUCAACAACAACAUCCAGAUCCGGCCAUCUCCGAGGAAUCGCUUCCAACGCUGGUCCGUCUCGAAGAGGAGGAGCUGAAAAGAAAGAGACAGGAGGAAUCAGACGCCAGGCAAUUAAGAAGAAUCCAACAACAAAAUAUCAUCAAUCCGAACCCCGAAAGGUUCAACGGUUCGAUGAUAAAUUGCUUCAGGAAACGAUACCUCAGCGGCCAAACUCCCCGAGAAAGAAUAGUGACUCUUAUCUUUGGCCAGCCACUAUCUGUCCAAAGGAUAAUCCUGCCAGAUUACGAGGGGGAUCCCGAUCCAGUGACGCAGCAGCAUACCCAGCAGCAGACUCAGCAACAGACGCAGCAGCAGACUCAGCAACAGAUGCAGCAGCAGACGCAGCAGCGGACCCAGCAGCAGACACAGCAGCGGACCCAGCAGCAGACACAGCAAAUUCUGGCGAGCAGCAACCUGCAGACGUCACAUUAUCGUUGCCAGACACGGGCUGCAAGCAGCAGCUCACGCACCCUGGACGACAGCCAUCGACGCAAUCCGCAAGAGGCACUUCUGGACCACGGACUGGAGCAAGUCCGACGGCGCCUUGAACGGGUGGUCGACGACGACGACGACGACGACGACGACGACGUCCAAAUCAUUACCGAUGACGACGACGACGACGUCCAAAUCAUCAUCGAUGUCCAAUCCAUCUCAGAUGACGACGAACACAACAACGACGAUGAUGCCGGCCGGCACAUUGCACACCCCGCCACAGACACUCCGCACUUUGGUGCAGCAAGGCGCCGAUUAUUGGGACGCCGCAAUCCGGCCGCAGCAAGUCCAAUAUUCCUGUGGUGGACAUUGUCGUUGUACCUGGUAAAUGUAAAAAUGACAUUAAAAUUUGCAAAAUUAUCCCCUCCACAGAGCAAUUUAAAACGGCACAAAAUUCACCUGAAGCGUGUACAAACACGCUUGCGACACCGGGCGACACCCCUAGUUGCUCCUCUGAUCCUUCCUCAUGAGCGUCACCACGGCAUCCGGCCUCCAGAAGGGCUCCGCGGACGAGAGUCAUCACGGCUGCUGGUUGGCCAUGAAUGCAAAUUUGGACACGCUUGCGCUGCACACAUGGCGCAUCCGAAUCCACGCAGGGGUGGUUUUCCUGCACUUCAUGGCUGCUGGCAACCAUCGCCACACAAAUUUGGCCGAAUCCCGGGCCACCUGGAGGACCACGGCGAUCGCUCCAUCCACUCUGCACGGCGCUGUGCAUUGUCCACGUCUCCUGCCGCACCUUACACACGCGCUCAUCCAGCGCCGUACGGUUGCGCACCGUGCCAAACACACUGCUCCAGACGACGACGAUGAUCCAGUACCUGCAAAUAGAAAUAAAAUAUAAUUAAAUUAGAUUAAAAUGUAAAUAAUUGUUCAAAUAUUGUCAAUACUUAUCUGUUUGUGACCACUUGCUGAUUUAUGUACGUUAAUCCUGUGAUUGACACAUAAGGGCUGCCAGACCAUUAG
Drosophila miranda is the source of this 1750-nucleotide messenger RNA. RefSeq lists its product as uncharacterized. The transcript is spliced from 2 exons. Lineage: Eukaryota; Metazoa; Arthropoda; Insecta; Diptera; Drosophilidae. The record is from RefSeq and is a predicted model, not a curated record. The coding region runs from base 8 to 1597 and encodes 529 amino acids.